AUGAGAGGACUGGGUCAUCUGAUCAAACAGCAAACCAAGAUCCUGCAGUGGCUUUUGCUAUCCGGUGUGAAUUGCAGUAAGGAGGCAGACUUGGUUGAACUCGUCAAGUCUUUGAGACAUGUGAAAACACUGAAUCAUCUAACGUUUCUUGGCUGUGGUACAAAAAUAGGCGGUAUACUAGAAUGUCACGUCAGUGAGCUUCUUAUCUCACAGAAAUCACUCAUGGUGAUUGUCUAUCAAGAUAAUGGUCAACUCGUCGUAAAUAAUUGCCACUUAUCUUCAGAGAUUACUGUCAGGAUUUGGUCCUGUCUUAGAUCCUUCACCUCACUGAACCAGCUCACCAUUUCAGACUCCUCUCUUAGUUUCCCUCCUUCUACCCCUGAACUUCCAUCCGUCACACAUCUAUCAUCCGAGAGAGUGACGUCACAAAGCUAUGAAGGUCUGCUCUCAUCGCUCCCUGGCUUGAGAGAUAUCGAUAUCACUAUCGAUGAUGCAGAGAGAGACAUACCUCAGAUCACGGCUGGUCUUCGUCAGACCGGAGGACAGCAGCUCAAGUGCAUCAACAUUACAGCACCGUCAUCACUCCCAUCAGAGAAGCAAAGUGUAUCGAUAAAGACGAUGAGAGGACUGGGCCUUCUUAUCCGAAAACAAACCAGUAUCCUGCAGCGGAUAGAUCUGCACAUGGUGAAAUGCACAAAUGAGGAAGGCUUAGUUUACCUUAUCGAGUGCUGCAGACGUGUGAAGACGAUCUUGCGCGUGGGGUAG
Molecule: messenger RNA, 765 nt
Organism: Strongylocentrotus purpuratus (purple sea urchin)
Lineage: Eukaryota; Metazoa; Echinodermata; Echinoidea; Camarodonta; Strongylocentrotidae
Exons: 3
Coding region: 1-765 (254 amino acids)
Source: RefSeq, a predicted model, not a curated record